UGGUCGGCCUCUUUGCUCCAUCUUAGAAACCCUAGCCGUGCGGUAUCGCUCGGCCCUGUUGCUCUCCUUUUUCUUCUUCUUCUUCUCGUUUUUACUCUUUUCGAUCUCCGUCGACGCAAUGGCCGGCAAGGGUGAAGGUCCGGCGAUCGGGAUCGAUCUCGGGACGACCUACUCGUGCGUCGGCGUGUGGCAGCACGACCGGGUGGAGAUCAUCGCCAACGACCAGGGGAACCGCACCACCCCCUCCUACGUCGCUUUCACCGACACCGAGCGGCUCAUCGGCGAUGCCGCCAAGAAUCAGGUCGCCAUGAACCCCACCAACACCGUCUUCGAUGCCAAGCGACUUAUCGGCCGGCGGUUCUCUGAUGCUUCUGUCCAGAGUGAUAUCAAGCUCUGGCCCUUCAAGGUUAUUGCUGGCCCUGGGGAUAAGCCCAUGAUUGGUGUCCAGUACAAGGGUGAGGAUAAGCAGUUCUCUGCAGAGGAGGUUUCAUCCAUGGUCCUCAUGAAGAUGAAGGAGAUUGCUGAAGCCUACCUUGGUUCUACUAUUAAGAACGCAGUUGUCACAGUCCCUGCCUACUUCAACGACUCCCAGCGUCAGGCCACCAAAGAUGCUGGUGUCAUUUCUGGCCUCAAUGUCAUGCGAAUUAUCAAUGAACCCACGGCUGCCGCUAUUGCAUAUGGUCUUGAUAAGAAGGCUAGCAGUGUUGGCGAGAAGAAUGUUCUCAUCUUUGACCUUGGUGGAGGCACCUUUGAUGUCUCUCUCCUUACCAUUGAAGAGGGUAUCUUUGAGGUGAAGGCCACUGCUGGGGACACCCAUCUUGGCGGAGAAGACUUUGACAACCGCUUGGUGAACCACUUCGUCCAAGAGUUUAAGAGGAAACACAAGAAGGACAUCACUGGAAAUCCGAGGGCGCUUAGGAGGCUGAGGACAUCUUGCGAGAGGGCAAAGAGGACCCUUUCAUCUACUGCCCAAACCACAAUCGAGAUUGAUUCCCUGUACGAGGGCAUUGAUUUCUACUCCACCAUCACCCGUGCCAGGUUUGAAGAGCUUAACAUGGAUCUCUUCAGGAAGUGUAUGGAGCCUGUAGAGAAGUGCCUGAGGGAUUCCAAGAUGGAUAAGAGUAGUGUCCAUGAAGUUGUCCUCGUUGGUGGGUCCACCAGAAUUCCCAGGGUGCAGCAGUUGUUGCAGGAUUUCUUCAACGGGAAGGAGCUGUGCAAGAACAUCAACCCUGACGAGGCAGUGGCUUACGGGGCUGCUGUCCAGGCUGCCAUUUUGAGUGGCGAGGGAAAUGAGAAGGUGCAGGAUCUUCUUCUGUUGGAUGUCACCCCCCUGUCCCUUGGACUGGAGACUGCAGGAGGUGUCAUGACUGUCCUAAUUCCAAGGAACACAACCAUUCCCACCAAGAAGGAGCAGGUCUUCUCAACCUACUCCGACAACCAGCCUGGUGUCUUGAUUCAAGUUUAUGAAGGCGAGAGGGCCAGGACCAGGGACAACAACCUCCUUGGUAAGUUUGAGCUCUCAGGCAUUCCUCCUGCACCAAGGGGCGUUCCUCAGAUUACAGUUUGCUUCGACAUCGAUGCAAAUGGUAUCCUUAAUGUGUCUGCUGAGGACAAGACCACCGGACAAAAGAACAAGAUCACCAUCACCAAUGACAAGGGUAGGUUGAGCAAGGAGGAGAUUGAGAAGAUGGUCCAAGAUGCAGAGAAGUACAAGUCCGAGGACGAGGAGCACAAGAAGAAGGUGGAGGCUAAGAAUGCCUUGGAAAAUUAUGCCUACAACAUGAGGAACACCAUCAAGGACGAUAAGAUUUCAUCCAAGCUGGCUGCUGAUGACAAGAAGAAGAUCGAGGAUGCCAUUGAGCAGGCUAUCCAGUGGCUGGAAGGAAACCAGUUGGCGGAGGCUGAUGAAUUCGAGGACAAGAUGAAGGAGCUGGAAGGCAUCUGCAACCCCAUCAUUGCCAAGAUGUAUCAGGGUGCGGGUCCCGACAUGGCUGAUGGAAUGAAUGAUGAUGCUCCCGCUGCUGGCGGCAGUGGGUCUGGCCCCAAGAUUGAGGAGGUCGAUUAAUUUCCAGGCUAGCAUGCCUGGUUUUGGAUUAUGGUUGGUUAAACUUAUACUUCCAGAGCACUUUCUAUGGCUAUCCAUGGCUGCUAUAUGUCAUGGGUCAUUCUUUUGAUGGGGAUUUUAACCUGUUAUGCUCUUGAAGGGCUACUUUAUGUUAUUUGCAUUUAAGUUUCAUCUUGUUUUAUGAUUGCUAUUCUAUAAAUGAUGGUCGCCUCAAUGAAUUUGAUUCUCUAA
Molecule: messenger RNA, 2296 nt
Organism: Phoenix dactylifera (date palm)
Lineage: Eukaryota; Viridiplantae; Streptophyta; Magnoliopsida; Arecales; Arecaceae
Product: heat shock cognate 70 kDa protein 2
Molecular function (GO): ATP binding; ATP-dependent protein folding chaperone
Source: RefSeq, a predicted model, not a curated record